Messenger RNA from Eutrema salsugineum, 1188 nucleotides. RefSeq lists its product as uncharacterized. NCBI's taxonomy places the organism in Eukaryota, Viridiplantae, Streptophyta, Magnoliopsida, Brassicales, Brassicaceae. The transcript is spliced from 4 exons. The record is from RefSeq and is a predicted model, not a curated record. Bases 1 to 1188 code for a protein of 395 amino acids.
AUGACAUACCGCUGGAAAGCAGCAGCCUCCAUGGGAACCUCUGGCUCAGUGGGAAGAUCAGGGAGAGGUACUGUGGUGUCUGCGGAGCGAGGUGUCUGGUCGUCCUCGGAAGUGGAAGCACGAGCUCUGGAACAGAUUUUGGAAGGUCAGCAGAAGCUCACCGUGGACUUUAAUGGGAAUAUGGAUGCUCUCUACCUCGAUCUGAAUGGAAAAAUAGAAGUUCUGAACACCCAUGUCAAGCAGCUCGAUACACAGGUAGCCCAAACUGCAGGUUCUGUUAAAAGGCAAGAGGGUUUUCUUCCUGGGAAGACUGACACCAAUCCAAGGCAUCACUGCAGUGCUAUCACGUUGAGGAGUGGUAAAAAUCUGAGUUCUGAGCCCACGAAGACGCCUCCUGCACCUGAAGUCGUGGACUUAGAAGAUUCUGAAGAAAUUCCUGAGAUUGCAGAGCCGGUGACGAGCGACACCACCACUAGUGUCACGCGUCACCAAUUGCAGAGCGAGGCUGUUGAUGCUCCGAAUCCGAAAUCUGCAGAGGAAAAAGUCUACAAACCUAAAGUUCCUUACCCAAGGAGCCCUAGGAAGUCCAAGCAAGAGCUUGAUGAUGCACGAUGCAAAGCUCUGAUGGAGAAGCUUGUGAUUGAGAUACCUUUGGUUGAUGCUGUAAAAAUCACUCCUGUCAUGAGACGUUAUGUGAAGCGAAUGGUAACCAAUAAUCUCAGCCAUGAACAAGGGGUGAUGAUGAUAUCUGAGCAAGGCAGUGCAGUGAUUCAGAACCGAAUUCCAGAGAAGCUUGUUAAUCUCAUGCCUUAUUCGGUAGCUGUCAAUCUCGGCAUGACUGAUUUCAAGCCAACAAGGAUCUCCCUCAUCCUAGCUGAUCGUUCGACAAGGAUACCUGAAGGGGUGCUAGAAGAUGUUCCAAUCAAGUAUGGAGAGGAGCCUAAAGAUCCUUUUAUCCUUGGGAGACCUUUUCUAGCUACAGCAGGUGCUAUCAUCGAUGUCAGGAAAGGCAGGAUUGCUCUGAAUGUUGGAGAUCUGGUGAUGAACUUUGACAUGGACAAGCUGAUGAAGAAGCCCACAAUCGAUAGUCAGACCUUCUAUGUCGAUACUCUCACAGACAUCUUACUCGAAGAUGUUGGACUCCAGCGAGCAUGUGAUGCAGCUAGCAUCGCAGGUGGAACAGCUUGA